Molecule: messenger RNA, 1514 nt
Organism: Linum trigynum
Lineage: Eukaryota; Viridiplantae; Streptophyta; Magnoliopsida; Malpighiales; Linaceae
Source: the annotation of a GenBank genome assembly
AUCCUGAAACUCAGCCAGGCCCGAAAAUCAACAGCACGACAAGCAGUCGGGUACAUCAAAAAGGCCUUUCUAGCCACCAAGUGGGCUACCCUAUUACUACGCCGACCUACAAAUCGAAUACUCAAACCAGGAUGGAGGGCACAAAUUUGCACUACCUCGCUAAGAACAGCCCCCAUCCUACUAUCAUUUACUUCCCUCCGCCGAAUUUUAUCGAUAAUUACCUUGGCAUCCCCCUCAAAGCGAAUCAUACUAAACCCUUGAGCUAAACACCACUUCACAGCCUCCCGAAGCGCCAGGACUUCACCAAUCACCGGAUCAUCAAUAACUGAGAACUGAACCCCUGCAGCCCUCAGGACCCCACCCUCUGAACUGAGCACCAUGCCCCCGCAGAGUGGGAGCCUGAUUUCGUCGCCCCAUUCCACCGACAGACAAGACCAGCAUCCCCUUGCGGAGCCGGAUGACUUUGCAAUCCACCCAUAGCCAAGCUAGGGGUAAUAUACAUUUGACAUGAAAAGGAACAAAUUGGAGUUGGACAAUGCAUCUUAAAAUUGGAUCGAGAAACAAGUUUAAUUUUUAUCAAAUUUAAGUUUAAUUGAGACAUUCACGUAAGCUCAAUUCGUAUUAUAUAUUUAUGUUAGUCAUUUGUUAUUCGUUUGAUUGGUUUGUUAAGCUAUUAGGUAAUAUAUUUUAUAAGUUAGAUGAUUAGGCUAACAUAAAUAAAAAUAUGAGUUAUAUUAGAGAAUUCAUAUUGUACUUUGUAGGCUGUAGCGACAAAUUUGUUAGAAGUAAAGAGUUCAGUGAUCAGUUGUUUAGAGAGUACAAAAUUUAGUGACCAUUUGUGUGAUGACCUCUUGAUAAAUACGCGUCCCAGAGCGAACAUAUCAGCUCAACUAGUCUUCCCGUCGUCGCGUGAGAAAUAGAGAGAGCGAGAGAGUAGAUCGAGAAAAAUCAGAGAUGGACGCCAUUGACAACGUCUUCGAUCCUUUGAGGGAGUUCGCCAAGGACAGCGUCCGACUCGUGAAGCGUUGCCACAAGCCCGAUAGGAAAGAAUUCUCGAAGGUGGCAGUGCGAACGGCGAUUGGUUUCGUGGUGAUGGGAUUCGUAGGGUUCUUCGUCAAGCUCAUCUUCAUCCCGAUCAAUAACAUCAUCGUCGGAUCUGGUUAGAUUCAGCUAAGGUAAGCUUCGAUUCCCCUGGCUUACAGUUCGUUCCUGUUUACUGCAAUUCAGCUCUAGUAGAUCUAGUGACUGGUGCCUUAGGGAAUUGAGGUAGUGCAGAAUACAUGCAUUCAGUACAAAACUUAUGCUGAAAUUCUUUUUAUCAUUAUGCAUGUUGAAUAUAUGAAUGAUGACAAUCAUUAGCAUCGUUGGCCUGUCUGGUAGUUCGCCUAUGAGCUGAAGGGUAAGCUUGGAGUUCCAGGCUUCGCUCCAGCUAAGCUUAAUUUAGCUCUAAUACCUGAUACAAUGAUGCUGAGCAUCCCAUGGUCAAUAACUUGAAAGAAAUUGAAUCGUGCUGG